Molecule: messenger RNA, 2323 nt
Organism: Salvia hispanica
Lineage: Eukaryota; Viridiplantae; Streptophyta; Magnoliopsida; Lamiales; Lamiaceae
Product: putative LRR receptor-like serine/threonine-protein kinase PAM74
Molecular function (GO): protein binding
Source: RefSeq, a predicted model, not a curated record
UUCAAACAUAGACUUUUCGUAGGAGAUUAGGUUCUUUAACAAUUUCUGCACACAUCACUUGGUAUUGACUUCACGCAGAUGACGUGUCGCACAUCUGAGUCUUGAUCAUAGUAUUUAUAUAUUAUUGGUGUCUGCUCCAAAUUUGUUUACUCACUGUCACUGGCGAAGGAUUUUUAGUGUAUCUGAAAGAGAGUGUACACUUUUGUAUCAGAAUCGCGCAGGAAGAGUUCAACUAUGGUGCUAUUUCUAUUGUUGAAUAAUAACAUGUUGAUAUUACAAUAAUCCUAUGGUGUAAGACCAUAUGUUCUCAUCUCUAAUUAAUGUGUUUUUCUUCCUUUAAUCAAAUUGUGAGAAUGUUUCUCCAAUUCUGGUUCUGUCCUUUUCAAUAUGAGAUACUGCGAAUGUCAAUGGAAAGAAUUGUACCUUCCACAUAUAAAAUGAGUUGUUUCUCAUGAAAAAUAUACACUAAUCCUGGCAUGGAUUCUCGUUGGUUUUUGAUCUCUCUGGUUUUUUUGCUAUGCACUAGUCUAUCUACAUCAGCUGAUGUUUUUAUCAGCAUUGACUGUGGAUCAUCAUUCCCGUACAGAGACGGAAAUGGGAUUGCUUGGGUGGGGGACGAUGAAUACGUGCAGAGUGGUGAAUCCCGUUCUGUCAAACCACUAAAUUCCUGGUCCCACGUAGCGGACACUCUGAGGGUGUUCACUACUCGGACCAAGAACUGCUACCACAUCAACUCUGUGAAGAAGGGGCGUGUCCUUGUGCGUGCUAGUUUUUACUACGGGAACUACGAUGGCAAGUCUUUGCCUCCCACAUUUGCUAUCCACUUCGAUGGGAACUUCUGGGAUACAGUCCAGACGUCAAGUUCACAGUUCUACUACUAUGAGGUGACUUAUGUAUUGAAGAGGGACUUCAUUAGCGUCUGUCUUGCUCAGACAGAACCAGACCAGUUCCCCUUCAUAUCAACUCUUGAAGUACGCAGUUUGGAGUCGUAUAUGUAUAACCAUGUCGAUGACAGUUAUCCGUUGUUCGUGUGGAGAAGGGUUGCUUUCGGCUCAAAGAAGCCUAUAUUGUACCCUGAUGAUCCCUAUGACAGACUAUGGAAUGUUGCACUCUAUGGGAAUGGGUCGAUCCCAGUUUCAGGUGAUGCAAUCUUUGGUGAGCAGAUAUUGUUACUUGAUAAACCACCACCUGCGGUUCUCAGGAAUGCAAUCACUGCAACAACCCCAAAUGCAAGCAUAGAGUUGUUGAUGGGAUUCCCUUCUUAUGAAAUUAAUGUUUACAUAAACUGGUACUUCUCAGAAGUUACUCGGUUAGGAGCAGGCCAGAAUCGGUCUUUCAGAAUUUUCAAGGAUAACAAGUCCUACUCAGAACCAAUCUUGCCUCCGUAUGGGAAUUGUGUUGAGAUGUGGGUCAGUGAAAUUACAGUUUCAUCAAAUACCACGUUUUCUCUUGUGCCUACCAAUGUUUCUACACUUCCCCCACUCAUUAAUGCUUUGGAAAUAUUUCGAAUCCCAGUUGACAAGUUAACUGAUGGUACCAACAAUAAAGAUGUUGAAGGCUUAGCUUCUCUUCAAGAGAGAUUUAGCUCGUUACAAAGUUGGACAGGCGAUCCUUGUCUUCCAGCAAAUUAUACAUGGGAUUGGAUCAAAUGCAAUCUUGCUCCUAUUCCGCGAGUAACAGCGCUGCUUCUCAAUGGCUACAACUUGUCAGGGUUGCUUCCAGAUUUCAGUUCCAUGGAUGCUCUACAAACAAUCGAUGUUCAGAACAACAGCUUGCGAGGGCCUAUACCUGAUUUUCUUGGGAAAUUACCCAGCCUCAAAAUAUUGAAUCUUGCGGAUAAUCAGUUCAACGGUAGUGUGCCAGCCUCCCUUAGAACAAAACAGGGACUAAAGUUAACGGUGUCUGGGAAUCCUGGGCUGUGUACAUCAUGCGACAUUGUAGCAGCACCUCCACCAGAUGGAAACUCGUCAAUCCAGAAGAAGAAGAACAUUCCAGCGUUACUGUUUUCCGUCAUCACGGCCUCUAUCGUUAUACUUUAAUCGAGGGAGAUUUGUUGUGUGAGCAAAUGCGCAUUCAGUUUGUGUGUGUGACGAAUUAAGAAUAAAUGUUGUGGAAAAUGAAUGUCUAAGUCAUCAAAAUGUUUCCCUUUCCUAGUAACAGUUGUCGUGAAAUACUGUAAGUAGACUAUCAUGAUUAUGUAAUCACAUCCACUUGUUAGAAGCACUGCAUAAGAAUUUACUCAGUCUCUCAAAUUUGUUCACCUAACCAUUUAAUUUGGCUUUUCAUAUCGAUAAUUUACAAACUUGAGGAGUCCAGUUGUUUA